Erigeron canadensis is the source of this 1419-nucleotide messenger RNA. RefSeq names its product 1-aminocyclopropane-1-carboxylate oxidase homolog 1-like. The transcript has 3 exons. The record is from RefSeq and is a predicted model, not a curated record. Lineage: Eukaryota; Viridiplantae; Streptophyta; Magnoliopsida; Asterales; Asteraceae. Bases 123 to 1199 code for a protein of 358 amino acids.
UUUUGACCAUGUCCCAAAGAUAUUUUGUCCUCUACGUAACGAUCAUAAAUACAGUUGACUUGCAAGUUUUUUAUAUAUAAAGUCCAAUCUCAAUUAUUCCAUCCACCUGAUAAAAACAAAAAAUGGACAUCCUCAACACCGAAGAUCAUGAAACCGGAAAGUACAAUCGAGCUGAUGAACUUAAGGCAUUCGACGACACGAAACUGGGUGUGAAAGGACUAGUUGAUGCAAGAGUUACCAAAAUCCCAAAAAUAUUUGUCAGGCCACAUGAUGAACUUGUUGAAGAGUUGAACUAUAGCAAGAUCAACUUACAAAUUCCUGUUAUAGAUUUAAGUGGAAAUGAUCGACGAAUGGAAGUAGUUGAACAGAUUCGUGAGGCUUCAGAAGCUUGGGGAUUUUUCCAAGUGAUUAAUCAUGAUAUUCCCACGAGUUUGCUGGAAGAAACUAUUGAUUGCAUUCGUAUGUUCCAUGAACAAGAGAGUGAAGUUAAGAUGAAACUUUAUUCACGAGAUCGAAUGAAUAAAGUGAGAUUUGAUAGUAAUAUUGAUCUGUAUCAAUCUAGAGCUGCUAACUGGAGAGAUACGUUGACCAUUUCGAUGGCUGUUGGUGAUCUUGAUCCUAAUGAAGUUCCUGUUGUUUGCAGAGAAACAAUGCUUGAAUACAUAGAGCAAAUCACUAAGCUAGGUGGUACUCUGCUGGAUCUACUAUCAGAAGCCCUAAACCUCGAGCCGAACUACCUUAAAGACAUGGGGUGUGCUCAAGGCCGCACUUUUGUGUGCCAAUACUAUCCACCAUGCCCUGAACCAGAACUAACCCUUGGCGCUAGCAAGCACACGGAUCCUGCAUUCCUCACACUUCUCCUUCAAGAUCAAAUCGGAGGUCUCCAAGUCCACCAUCAUGACCAAUGGGCAGAUGUUCCGCCUAUUGCUGGAGGAUUGGUGGUCAAUAUCGGCGAUUUGUUACAGAUUGUAUCGAAUGACAAGUUUAAAAGUGCGGAUCAUAGAGUGUUGGCUAAUCAUCAUGGACCAAGGAUUUCGUUAGCAAGCUUCUUCACUGGUGUUGCUGUUCCUCCAAAGGUAUAUGGGCCCAUAAACGAUGGAAGUCCACCUGUUUACAAAGACUUCUUGGUAGGUGAUUAUAUGAACAAAUUCUUUACAAGACCCAUUGACAAGUCUGGUCUUGACUACUACAAGUUAUAAACGAUCCUCACUACUCCGCCCUUGUGUUAUGAUGUGUGUAACAUAAAUGUUUGUUACGAAAGCUUGCAAAUGGCAAAUAAUUACGGGAUGAGACGAACAACAAUGAGUUCUUUGUAAAGAAUUUGUAGACAAAUAAUGUGUAAUUAUAUAAUUUCUGUUGUUACAACGAUAUCUAGGAACUACUACAUACUUUAUAAUGGUUCAUUAUAUUCUGUUAUAA